AGCCCUCUGGAUAGAGCCCAAGCAGCCAAGAACAAAGGAAACAAAUACUUUAAAGCAGGAAAAUAUGAGCAAGCUAUUCAGUGUUAUACUGAAGCAAUCAGUCUCUGCCCGCCUGAGAAAAACCUUGAUCUUUCUACUUUCUAUCAAAAUAGAGCUGCUGCCUAUGAACAACUGCAAAAAUGGACAGAAGUGGCACAAGACUGCACAAAGGCUGUUGAGCUUAAUCCUAAAUACGUAAAAGCUCUCUUCAGACGCGCAAAGGCUCAUGAGAAGCUAGACAAUAAGAAGGAAUGUUUAGAAGAUGUCACUGCAGUCUGCAUUUUAGAAGCCUUCCAAAACCAGCAAAGUAUGCUGUUAGCUGACAAAGUUCUUAAACUCCUUGGGAAAGAAAAGGCCAAAGAGAAAUACAAGAAUCGUGAGCCUCUGAUGCCCUCGCCACAGUUCAUUAAGUCCUACUUCAGUUCUUUCACAGAUGAUAUCAUCUCCCAGCCUUUGCUCAAGGGUGAGAAAUCAGAUGAAGAUAAGGAUAAGGAGGGAGAGGCGUCUGAAGUAAAAGAAAACUCCGGCUAUUUGAGAGCAAAACAGUAUAUGGAAGAAGAGAACUAUGACAAAAUCAUCAGUGAAAGCACAAAAGAGAUCGAAGCAAAAGGGAAAUACAUGGCAGAGGCUUUGCUUCUGCGAGCUACUUUUUACUUACUUAUUGGCAAUGCAAAUGCUGCCAAGCCAGACCUAGAUCAGGUCAUCAGCAUGGAAGAUGCAAAUGUGAAGCUCCGAGCUAACGCUCUGAUCAAACGAGGAAGUAUGUAUAUGCAGCAGCAGCAACCUGUGCUGUCCACUCAGGACUUCAACAUGGCUGCCGAUAUUGAUCCUCAGAACGCAGAUGUUUACCACCACCGAGGACAACUGAAAAUCCUGCUUGACCAAAUUGAAGAGGCUGUGGAAGACUUUGAUGAAUGUAUCCGAUUGCGACCCGACUCUGCUUUGGCACAGGCACAGAAAUGUUUCGCUCUGUAUCGCCAGGCUUACACAGGAAAUAACGCUGUGCCCGUGCAGGUAGCCAUGAAAGGCUUUGAAGAUGUCAUUAAAAAAUUCCCAAAGUGUGCUGAAGGCUAUGCACUCUAUGCUCAG
Messenger RNA from Eurypyga helias (sunbittern), 1128 nucleotides. RefSeq names its product mitochondrial import receptor subunit TOM70. The transcript is spliced from 8 exons. The record is from RefSeq and is a predicted model, not a curated record. The annotation marks the transcript as partial. NCBI's taxonomy places the organism in Eukaryota, Metazoa, Chordata, Aves, Eurypygiformes, Eurypygidae. Gene Ontology annotation, molecular function: protein binding.